Columba livia (rock pigeon) is the source of this 2155-nucleotide messenger RNA. RefSeq names its product translin (gene TSN). The transcript is spliced from 6 exons. Bases 199 to 888 code for a protein of 229 amino acids. Gene Ontology annotation, cellular component: nucleus; cytoplasm. Gene Ontology annotation, molecular function: RNA binding; sequence-specific DNA binding; single-stranded DNA binding. Gene Ontology annotation, biological process: RNA metabolic process. The record is from RefSeq and is a predicted model, not a curated record. Lineage: Eukaryota; Metazoa; Chordata; Aves; Columbiformes; Columbidae.
GGGGCGAGCAGCUCCCCACGGGCACCCGCCUGCGCCGCCUCCUCCGCCGUCCUCUGGCUCAUCCGGCCGCUCAGGCACUGAGCAGGGCAGCCCGGCGCGGCGCGGUGAGGCAGUGCGCGGGGCAGCCCCCGCGCCGGCUGUACAAAAGGCCCUCCGAGGGCGCAGGAGGCCUGAGUGGCGGGAGGUGGCGGCAGCAUCAUGUCGGUGAGCGAGAUGUUCAUCGCGCUGCAGAGCGUCCUCACGGCCGACCAGGACAUCCGAGAGGAGAUCCGGCGGGAGGUGCAGGCGCUGGAGCAGACGGCCCGGGAGAUGCUGACGCUGCUGCAGGGCGUGCACCAGGGCCCCGGCCUGCAGGACGUACCAAAGAAAUGUCAGAAGGCUCGUGAACACUUUGGUACAGUGAGAACACAGCUGGAAUCUCUGAAGACCAAGUUUCCUGCUGAUCAGUAUUACAGAUUUCAUGAGCACUGGAGGUUUGUGCUUCAGCGGUUGGUGUUUCUGGCAGCAUUUGUGGUUUACUUGGAGUCAGAAUCAUUGGUGACCCGAGAGGCUGUUGCAGAAAUACUUGGGAUUGAAGCUGACCGGGAGCGGGGCUUUCACCUGGACAUUGAGGACUAUCUUUCUGGUGUAUUAACUCUUGCCAGUGAGCUGGCCAGACUGGCAGUGAACAGCGUCACAGCUGGUGAUUAUUCUCGCCCUCUCCGCAUCUCAACUUUCAUCAACGAGCUGGAUUCUGGCUUCCGUCUCCUCAACCUGAAGAACGACUCCCUGAGGAAACGUUAUGAUGGCCUGAAAUAUGAUGUCAAGAAAAUUGAGGAAGUGGUUUACGACUUGUCAAUUAGAGGACUCAAUAAGGAAGCAACAGGUGGUGCGGGUGGAGAGAAGUGAAGGAUGCUCAUUAAUAGCAUCACCGAUUACCUCAGAUGGUUGCCAAUUGAGGAAGCAUGCCAGCAAAGCCUUCCUACAGUAGUUUAGAAGAACUGCAGCUGAAAGCUGCUCUCUAUUUUCUUACAAAAGGCAUAGUACGGGUGUGUUAGAUCUCAAUGUUCUGUAAAAUCGUGUCUAGAUUAGGGCAGGAGGCUCCCUGUUUCCAGUGGAAUUCCUCUGUCAAAACACACGGUGCUGUUCUGUGCACAGCAGCAAUAGCAGCCAGUGACUCCCAUGAGCUGAAAUUCUCCUUAGUUCUGCAGUGUUGUCACACUCUGUCCCUGCUCACACUCCAAAGGUGUGUGCACAGCACGCAGCUCAGUGCAGUACGUGUGAUGUUUUAAAAAGCAUUGUGUAAAUAUCUAUACAUUUAAGACACUUUUUUGCUUUUUUAAAUUUCCACCCACUUCACUAAGUUGAACAGAUUUGCAUAACUGCUUAUUAGCCAGACGUGUUAAAUGGCUUAUAUGUCCCACUUAAUUGAGAAAUUAGUGAAAAUAUUUCUGAGAAUUUCUUCAUUGGAACUGGUAUAUUGUAACCCAGCACAUCUCUCCCUUUUUUUUUCUUCAAGAUUUGUUAUCAGGGAGAGCAAGGUUUUCUCAAACAUCUGCUUUUCACUGGCCGGUAUUUGUUUUACUGACAUGAGUCAAUGUUGAGUUCUAAUAUGAUCAUUUGCCUUGAGCACUUGGUGGAACCUUUUUUUUAACUACCAAGGUUUCUGAAUAGACAAGAGUUAACUGAUGAACUUGCAGAUAGCAUCUGAGUUUAACAACCUGUAUAGGCCACAACUGUAUCUGUGUCCUGCGAUUCAAAAAAAACCCCCAAACCAUCAAAACUAUAGUUCAUGUACUGAAAUGUUUGUGUCCUCAGAAAAGAUUACCAGCUUCAGGUAGUUUGCAUGUAAGAUGUUUGCGAACACCAGCAGCCUCUUUCAUUUGUGUCAAGGGACAGACUCUCACCUCCCAGUGUCUUUGUCCUCUUGUCCUAAAUGACUUGAGUUUUCCUGUUCUUCACGUACUUCUGGUGGUGCAGCAGGGUUAAGGAGAAAAACUGACUUCUUCAGGAGGAUGAACACAGUCAUGUUUAUGUGGGGUUUGUUAGUGUUUCAUUUUGUUAGCAAAGGUCUCCCAAUGUUUCAGUUAGGGUUUUGGUUUUAUUAUUGGGGAAAAAUGGUUUCUUGGUUAUUUUGGCCAAUAAAAGCUUUUUUUUUUUCCUGGCCAUUUGGUAA